Penicillium pulvis is the source of this 2189-nucleotide messenger RNA. Its product is annotated as SH3 domain protein. Gene Ontology annotation, molecular function: protein binding. NCBI's taxonomy places the organism in Eukaryota, Fungi, Ascomycota, Eurotiomycetes, Eurotiales, Aspergillaceae. The record is from RefSeq and is a predicted model, not a curated record. Bases 426 to 2006 code for a protein of 526 amino acids. The transcript is spliced from 3 exons.
CCGGCUCGUUUGGUCCCCAGAGAAGCCCAGACCACUCGACACCUCAGACUUCCUUUUCCUCUUCUUCUUCUCUCCAUUGGCCAUUACCUUUCGUUCAUUUUCGCCAUUCGAUUCAAUUCGAUCUAGAGAGCACCUCCGGGGCUCGAUUGAUCUUUCCUUCUGCGGGUCCACGGCAUCGUCCGCCCGAAAUCCACUCGUUUACUCCCUCUUCAUUUCGCGUUUUUCACUUUCAACCACGCAGCUCGAAGCGCCGUUCGGAGGACCUGGGGUCUAUCUUGUUUCAUCGCCAAUAAAUAUAACCAAAAAAAUCACCUUGCAGCCUGAUAUCGGAAGAGACAUGCGACAGUAAAUCCCGAGAGAUCUUUGACACAUUCCGCGGCAACUUUUUCGGGGGGACUUUCGAGGCUUGAGGAUUUCUGCCCGACAUGACGGGCUGUGUUUCCCUCUCAGGGUCGACUGUCUGUCCCGCUUGGAGUAGCUCUUCGGUUUCGACCAAUUCAACUCAAUAUGCGGACUUUCCAUGGAUGGAAAACGUUUCGAACGUCACAUCUUUCGAUACUUCUCUAGCAAACUAUGUCUCGUCGACCUAUGUGACGUCCAAGUUUGUCGACUCUCUAGGGUGCAAGGGUCUGAAUGAGAGCGCAUUGAACGACUACUACGCCCAAUAUACGACCAGUGUUCUCUGUAGUAGCAUUAUCCAGAGCUCAAUUGAUGACUGCGGCUUGACUUCCAGUCAAUCGGAUCCGGUAUGCGCGGACACGUGCGCGCUUAUGGCGACCAGCGAGGAGGAAAUCGUCGUCAACACAGAUCUAUGCUCAAGUGCCGGAAAGAACUACAUGUCGCAAAUUCGAUCCGACUUCACCAUCUGCUCGUCGCCUGCAGACUCGCUGACUGGAAGCUGUGUUGAGGGAGCCACUAAUGAGCCUACCAACUGUGGAUUCGCCAACAACACCAUCGGACUUUGCACUUACUGCGACUCAGAAAGCGAUUCAUGUUGCACCAGUGCGAACGCCACCACAGUCUGUAAAGACGUUACUAUUCCAACCUCGACCGCAUCUCUACAGCCCGUUGUGACAACCAGCUCGGCAGCUGGCGCCGGCGCUGGCGCUGGCAAUGGACUAUCCGGGGGCGACAUUGCAGGCAUUGUGGUUGGCUCGGUUGCAGGAGUGGCCAUCUUGAUCGCGCUGAUCGCUUUACUUUUCCUCUGCCGCAGACGCCGCCGCCGUGGGUCGCAGGGUGAUGCUGUUAGUCUGAACCAGCCCAACCCACAAAGAAAAGGUGUUGCGCCGCCCAUGCAGCAUACGGAUAGCCCGACAUCGGCAACGUUUAAUAUGGUUCCAGGAGGCCGUGUUGCGCGCAUGUCUGCCCUGCGUGAAAUGCCUAGCUCUUCCCCCGCUCAUUCCCGUACAUCUGGUGCGAUGUUCGCAGCCAAAUACAGCGAUACAUCGGACUCGGAAGGUAUGGGUGCUAGCCCGGGAGCCAUGUCCAAGAGAAUUCCUCCGGUGACCGGAAAGCGCCAUGGCUCGCUUUCAAGUAGCUCUGCUCUGGCUGGACUGGACAGUGAUAGCUCACCGCGCUCUGGAACCAUUGGUCAUUACUCUUCCCCUGAAGGGGUGACAAGUGGCCAGUCCGAGCAGCUAUCCUAUUUCCGUGACUACUACUCCCAGGAUGAUAUCCAUGCUGGUGACCAGGUGGCUGUUCUCUGGGCUUAUUCACCACGGGCGGGUGACGAGUUUGAACUGGACCGGGGUGAGAUGCUGAAGGUAAUCGGCAUCUGGGACGAUGGCUGGGCCACGGGUGUUCGUAUUAACGAGCGCGCCGAAGAUUUUGACAUGCGUCAUCGUGAACAGCGUGACAGUGGUGUUUCCAAUGGCUCGCAUCGGCGAGGCCCGUCACCCACACCUUCUGGCGAGAUCAAGGCUUUCCCCUUGGUCUGCAUCUGUCUCCCGCAGCACUGGCACAAGAUUAUUGAUGGCAGCUUGCAAGAGGAAGACGAUGAGUUUUGAGCGCUAGGGAAUUCUAACCCCUUGUUUCAGGCAAACUUAACGUUUUGACGACAGCGUAUGCAUCAUUCUCUUGCGUCGUGCCAGCAUUGUGCGAAGUUGUUGAUGCUUUUGACUCAGGCUGGCCGAGUCCCUCCCCACCACCCCCUUUUACCUCAUGACCAUACUGGUUGUGUUCGAUGCUCC